This is a messenger RNA of Ilex paraguariensis (yerba mate), 924 nucleotides long. The record is from the annotation of a GenBank genome assembly. NCBI's taxonomy places the organism in Eukaryota, Viridiplantae, Streptophyta, Magnoliopsida, Aquifoliales, Aquifoliaceae.
AUGGAAGCUGUAGCUGCCAAAUGGCAAAAGUUUGGAGCUGCCAGUAGCAAAGAUAUUGUGAAACUUUAUGGUGAAUGGAAGGAUGACCGAUCCCCUGCUAGCACAGAUCUGGUAGUAGAUUGGACACCCUCAAUGGACCGUUGUUUCAUUGACCUUAUGCUAGAGCAGGUACACCGAGGGAAUAAGAUUGAUAAUACAUUUGAUGUACAAGCUUGGGCACAUAUGGUUGCAUCAUUUAAUGAAAAGCUUGGACUCCAGUAUGACAGAUAUGUACUGGAAACUCGGUACAUAUGCUUAAUGCAACAGUACACCGACAUCAACGGUCUUCUCAAUCAGAAUGGAUUUGCAUGGGAUGAAACUCAGCACAUUGUUGUAGCAGACGACAAGAUUUGGGAAGCUUAUGUUAAGGAACAUCCGAAUGCAAUCUUGUACAGAAAUAAAAUCUUACAACACUACAAUGAUCUAUGUGUUAUCUUUGGAAUCGGAUUGAUGGAUGGACGUGUGGUUUGUCAGACUCUAGUUAAUGAAUUUGACCAUAGUCCUUUAGGCAUGGAGAUUAAUGAAACUUGUCAGCUUAAAAACCCGGUUAUGGGAAAAGAGACACCUAGUGGAAGGAAAAAGCGGUCAGCUGUGACACCAUCAGCCUCGAGCCGUUCUAGCAAAUUGCAGAAAACUGGCAAGGACAUACAAAAAAGUUUUAGUGACAUGGAAACCAUGGUCACUAAAUUGGUAAACAAGAAGGCAGACAAGAACCAUAUCACAAUAGAAAGUGCCAUUGAUGCACUUCAAGCCAUACCAGACAUAGAUGAUGAGCUUCUAUUAGAUGCUUGUGAUCUUUUGGAAGAUGAGAAAAAAGCCAAGACAUUUUUGGCAUUGGAUGCCACCCUGCGGAAGAAGUGGUUGCGUAGGAAGCUCGGUCGCUAG